GGUCUCAGGUCCCUCUCUGUGCCCCCCAGGUGCGGGGGGCUCCGGCCAUCGCCCCUUGAGGGACCCCCAAAUCCAUUCUGGGGGGUCUCAGGUGCCGUUCUGUGCCCCUUCCCCAGGAUUUUGGGGGGUCUCGGGUGCCCCCCCGGGUUUUGGGGAUCCCCAAUCCAUUCUGGGGGGUCUCAGGUCCCUCUCUGUGCCCCCCAGGUGCGGGGGGCUCCGGCCAUCGCCCUGCUGGGCUGCCUCAGCCUGGCCGUGGAGCUGGCGGGGGGCGCGGGCCCCCAGGACGAUUUGGGGGCGCUGGAGGAGUUCGUGGGGCAGAAAUUGGGGUUCCUGCUCAGCGCCCGCCCCACGGCCGCCAACCUGGGCCGGGAGGCCGAGCGGCUGCGGGGGUGGGUCCGGAAAAAGGUGGAGACCCCCGGGGUGACCCCCCAGGAGCUGCGGGAGAGGUCCGUGGUGGUGGGCGCCGACCGCGUGGCGGCCAACGGCGACGUGGCCAACAAGAUCGGGACGUUCCAGCUGGCGCUGGCCGCGCGCCACCUGCGCGUCCCCUUCUACGUGGCCGCCCCCGGCAGCACCUGCGACCCCGCGCUGGCCUCGGGCGGCCUCAUCCCCAUCGAGGAGCGGCCGGGCAGCGAGCUCACCCAGCUCGGGGGCGUGCUCCUGGCUGAGCCCGGUGGGUGCCACGGCGGGGAGGGGGGCGGGAUAGGCCCUGCGGUGUCCCCAGCCGUGGUGGUGGGCGCCGACCGCGUGGCGGCCAACGGCGACGUGGCCAACAAGAUCGGGACGUUCCAGCUGGCGCUGGCCGCGCGCCACCUGCGCGUCCCCUUCUACGUGGCCGCCCCCGGCAGCACCUGCGACCCCGCGCUGGCCUCGGGCGGCCUCAUCCCCAUCGAGGAGCGGCCGGGCAGCGAGCUCACCCAGCUCGGGGGCGUGCUCCUGGCUGAGCCCGGUGGGUGCCACGGCGGGGAGGGGGGC
Messenger RNA from Pyrgilauda ruficollis (rufous-necked snowfinch), 975 nucleotides. RefSeq names its product methylthioribose-1-phosphate isomerase 1 (gene MRI1). NCBI's taxonomy places the organism in Eukaryota, Metazoa, Chordata, Aves, Passeriformes, Passeridae. Gene Ontology annotation, molecular function: S-methyl-5-thioribose-1-phosphate isomerase activity. The transcript is spliced from 3 exons. The annotation marks the transcript as partial. The record is from RefSeq and is a predicted model, not a curated record.